AUGAAACGAUGGGGAAUCCAAACGUUAUUUAUUUUGUUUCUCUGUGUCAGUGUUAUGCCAGCCUGUUGGUGUGCUCAUGGCAGAUACGCUCAGAAGCUCCUGAAGGAUUUAUUUACCAACUAUACUAGCGCGCUGAGACCUGUGGAGGACACAAAAAACAUACUGAAUGUGACCCUGCAGGUUACACUGUCACAGAUUAUCGACAUGGACGAAAGAAACCAAAUUUUGACUGCUUAUUUGUGGAUACGGCAAGUGUGGGUUGAUGCACACCUCAGAUGGAAUAAAGAUGAUUACGAUGGACUUGAUACCAUCCGCAUACCUAGUAGUUAUGUAUGGAGACCUGAUAUAGUCCUAUAUAACAAUGCUGAUGAUCAUUUCACUGGCCCUAUGGACACCAAUGUGGUGGUCCAACAUGAUGGCCAGAUAAUGUGGGAUUCCCCAGCAAUUACCAAGAGCUCCUGCAAAGUCGACGUAUCUUUCUUUCCUUUUGAUGCUCAGCAAUGCAGGUUCACCUACGGUUCCUGGACCUACAAUGGAAACCAGUUGGAUAUCCAGAACGCCAUGGAUAGUGCUGACCUGGCUGACCUGGUGGAAAAUGUUGAGUGGGAGGUGCUGGGUAUGCCAGCUAAGAGGAACAUUAUUCUGUAUGGCUGUUGUGCUGACCCUUAUCCUGAUGUGACCUACACAUUGAAACUGAAGAGAAGGGCUUCCUUCUAUGUCUACAAUUUGCUAAUACCAUGUGUGAUGAUAUCUUUCUUGGCUCCACUGGGUUUCUACCUGCCUGCUGACUCUGGAGAGAAGGUGUCUUUAGGUGUUACUGUAAUGCUGGCACUUACUGUCUUUCAGCUGUUGGUUGCAGAGAUCAUGCCACCCUCUGAGAAUGUACCACUUAUUGGAAAGUAUUACAUUGCAACCAUGACCAUGAUAACAGCCUCCACUGCUCUGACCAUCUUCAUCAUGAACAUACACCACUGUGGCCCAGAUGCCAAGCCUGUUCCCAAGUGGGCCAAGACGGUCAUUCUGCAGUACAUGGCCAGAAUGUGCUUUGUUUAUGAAGUCGGGGAGAACUGUUUGUCACCACAGUCGGAGACACAGGAAUCUCCACCUGUAAAGAACACCAACUGUACCAUGAAUGGCCAGGCAGGGCCAGGCAGAGAGGACUGUGCUUUAAAAAUGGAGAGAGGACAAGAGACAGUGGGCUCCAUGGACACAGAAGAGAGAGAAGACAUGGACCAGAUGAUGAGUCCAAUGGGCUCAAUUGGGAGGAACCCUACCAACCACUACAGCAGUUGGAAGAAUGGCAUUUUCACGAGCAUGGACUGUGAAGAUUCAGGAGGUCUGCCUAGAUGCAGAAAGGGAGGUGUGAGUGAUGGAGAGAGAAAAGACAGAGAGGUUUCCUGCAACACUUACAGCAGUGAGAGUCCGUUGCUGCGUAACAUUGAGUACAUAGCCAACUGUUACAGAGAUCAGAGGGCCACACAGAAGAGGACUGGAGAAUGGAAGAAGGUAGCCAAAGUUUUAGACCGCUUCUUUAUGUGGAUAUUUUUCAUAAUGGUGUUUUUCAUGAGCCUUCUGAUCAUGGGCAAAGCCCUCUAA
This is a messenger RNA of Scomber japonicus (chub mackerel), 1596 nucleotides long. RefSeq names its product cholinergic receptor, nicotinic, alpha 10a (gene chrna10a). Bases 1 to 1596 code for a protein of 531 amino acids. The transcript has 5 exons. Gene Ontology annotation, molecular function: acetylcholine-gated monoatomic cation-selective channel activity; transmembrane signaling receptor activity. Gene Ontology annotation, cellular component: synapse; postsynaptic membrane; neuron projection. Lineage: Eukaryota; Metazoa; Chordata; Actinopteri; Scombriformes; Scombridae. The record is from RefSeq and is a predicted model, not a curated record. Gene Ontology annotation, biological process: chemical synaptic transmission; nervous system process; regulation of membrane potential.